AUGGAUGAUCCUGACCCGGAAGUUGUUCAGCGCCUUCGUAAAAGGGAUGAGGAAAAGUUGGCGCGUAAACGGGCCAGGAUCGGUUAGCCUUUUACAACCGAAAUGUACAAAAGCAUCAGGAUAGACACAACCGAAUUGUGCUUUGGCUCAUGCGUACCAUGUUCUACGGUACGCGAGAGGGGGCCUCGAGAGCAGUGGAAGUGGUGGACAGGCAGUCUACGAAAAAGAAGCCGUGAGGGGGUUGCGCCGUAA
Haemonchus placei is the source of this 252-nucleotide messenger RNA. Lineage: Eukaryota; Metazoa; Nematoda; Chromadorea; Rhabditida; Trichostrongylidae. The record is from the annotation of a GenBank genome assembly.